Corvus hawaiiensis (hawaiian crow) is the source of this 5912-nucleotide messenger RNA. It is a transcript of the gene CCDC30, whose product is annotated as coiled-coil domain containing 30. The transcript is spliced from 20 exons. Bases 2398 to 5574 code for a protein of 1058 amino acids. NCBI's taxonomy places the organism in Eukaryota, Metazoa, Chordata, Aves, Passeriformes, Corvidae. The record is from RefSeq and is a predicted model, not a curated record.
GGGGGGGGGGUGCAGCCUGUCCUGUGUCCUCUCUGUUUGGAAUGUGGGAAAAUCAGUGCCAGGAGUCAGUCAGCCUGCUCACUAGGAGGUGGGAAUGCAGUUGUUAACAGUCACAAAUCCAUUAAUUCUGAGACUGGGCUUCUCUGGUCUGUGAUGCAUCUGCACAGUCUGGACUAAUUUCCUAUCCCUGGCUCCUCGCCAGGGAGAAAUUUCUGCCCUAGGAGGGGAUGGAGAGGAAAUGAUGGCUUGGUCUGGAAGCACAGUAGCUGAAUUACCAUGUGCACAGGGUUAGUUAGCAGAGCUGGUCACCUCAUCCCAGGGUUCUCCAGGUGCAGUUUGGGAUGUUGCCUCCAUAGGAUCCUUAGCAAGUGCAGCAGUGGGGAAGUGACUGGGUACAUUGUCCUUGCUGAGAAUAUUCCCUUCACCUCCUUGAAAUAGCUGUUGACCAGCCCUGAAGUGUUAUUUAUUAGUAGGAUUUUUUAUAAAUUCUGACUGUAGAAAUAAACAGCUUUCUGGUGGUAAAGCUGCUCUUGGAGUGAAAUGUCCAUGGAAAAUGUCCUUAGCGAUACACAGGUGUCUAGAUGCUCUCUUGGGGGGUUCCUUGCAUUGUCCCCAAAUCUGUGAUGCAGAAUUUCAUUGGAGAACAGCAGUUGGGAUGAGGUGACUCAUCCCAGCCCCAUGUGCCUUUCCAGGGACCAGCUCCCUUCCCUGGCACUACCUCGGGCAGGUUUAGGGCACAAUUGCAGAUCCUAGGGCUCCCCUUGGAGCUCACACACACAGCACCAGGACCUGAGAGCUCCUCUCCAGCCCCAGCAGCUCCUCUCCAGCCUCCAGCCCCAUCAUUCCCUGCCUUUUCAUCCCUGUACUGGGUGGGGAUCGAUCCAUAGUCCCCAGGGAUGGGGUGAGUGGUGUGGCAGCUCCAGUGCUGGCUCUCUGGAGCACGGACGGGCUCCAGCCUGGGACUCUCACAGAUUGUAGCCUGCUCAGGGAAAUCUGUGCUUUCUGAGGUGUCAAAUGAAUACAAGGCUUUGCAAACGGUGAGUAAGGGUUUAAUGCUUGUUUUGUCUCUGGGAUUUGUUGUGCUGUGUGUGCAAAAUGAGGGUGACAGAGUCGCAGUGGCUUCCCUGGUUCUCUGUCUCCGCAUGGCUUCUCCUCCUGGCGAGCUCCGAGACAGCUGCUCUGGGAAUCAAUUGAUUUGCUACUAAAAACCUAAACUGGGAUCACUGAUCUUUAGUAAAACCCCCUUAAACAGCAUAUUUUGGUUCGGUGGUAACUUGUGUGCAUUAGAGGGAAGAAUUCCUGACCAGUUUGAGCCCAGUUAGUGGGAUUUUGGCGAGGAAAGGCUUUAAAUGCUAUUUAACAAAGUGCAUAAGGAAUGUUGCGGGGUUUUUCCAAAGCAGAACUAGGCUGCCACAUCCAAACACUGUUCUCCUUGUGGAAUCACCCCUGUGGUCGGCCCUGAAGGAAGCUGAGGGGGAAAACCAGGAGAAGGAAUGGGAAAAUAGGGGGUGGUCAGGAUUUUUGCAAGAGGAAAAGAGCUGGAAUUUUAUUAUCCUUUUAUCAUCCUUUUAAUCAUCAUUUUGGUAUAAUUUUAUCAUCAAUCUGUGUAGUGAUCAACAUGCUUUUGAGUAAAAUUUCUGUUCUGGUGGAAGAUGGGGUUGGAAGGAGAUGAUCUUCAAGGUCCCCUUCCAAUCCAACCCAUUCUAUGAUUCUGUGAAGAUGUUCUUUGCUUUUUAUUUUAAAUGACACAACUGAAAAUCCGACAUCAGAAUCCUUGUUUGAAAAAGGAAUUUGUUGCUUUUUCUGAACUGGAACCAAAGAAAGAGAUUUGUUUAUUAUUUUUUCCCGAAUAGACAUAAAAUUUAAACUAAAAUUUCCUGUGCCCAGUGUUAAGCUUAAAAGGGAAAAAUAUUUCUUCCCUUUUCUCUAAGGAAAUUUGUCUCCCUGUUUUUUGGGAGGAGAUCAGUGUGUCCUCAACGUGUGCUCUUAGUACAAACACCUUUUCCUAUUUCUGCCCUGGAAAUAUUGGGAAUCUGCAUUAAUUGGUUUUGGUAUUAAUUUAGUCAUUGAUCCAGGUUUGAAGGCUUGGUGUGCAAUUUUUCCAGUUGUAGCCAUUCCAUUAAAUUUUAAUGCCUGGACAACAUGGAUACGUUGGCUGGGAUUGUGUUCCUGCUUGUGGCAAUGAUGGAUUUUAUGGUGAAAAUUCAAAAUGCGGCUGUUUGGGUUUUCCAAAGAGUUUGUGAAACCCAUAUGAAAUGAGGUGAGUGAUUUAAAUGAGGUUUACCUCCAUGAUCCAGAGGUAAACUGAAUCACUGGAAUAAUGAUGGAGAGACUGCUGUUGAAUCUGGAUCUCCAGGGACAUCCUUUGCUGUGGGAGGGAGAGGGCGUGGAUGUGGGAUGUGUUCCCACGAGGAUGUGGGGUGUGUUCCCAUGUGGGUGUGGGAUGUAUUCUCAGUGGAUGCGGGAUGUGUUCCCAUGUGGAUGUGGGAUGUCUUCCCAGUGGAUAUGGGGUGUGUUCCCAUGUGGGUGUGGGAUGUAUUCUCAGUGGAUGCGGGAUGUGUUCCCAUGUGGAUGUGGGAUGUCUUCCCAGUGGAUAUGGGAUGUAUUCCCACAUGGGUGUGGGAUGUGUUCCCGUGUGGAUGUGGGAUGUGUUCCCAUGUGGGACGUGUUUCCAGUGGAUGUGGGAUGUGUUCCCAUGAGGACACGUCCAUGCUGCCUCCCACCUUUCCCAUGUGUGGGAUCGGUGUGGGCAGGGCCAGGCCAGUGACCACUUUCCUGGUGCCACUGUCUCCAGACAGGACUGAGCUCCAGAGGGCCAUGGAGCACAACAGCCGGCUGGACAAGGAGAUCCUGGCGCUGCGGGCGCGGGUCCAGACGCUCGACCUGGAGAGGAAAGCGUUCCUGGAGCUGGUGGAGCAGCUCAAGGAGGAGAUCUGUGAGUACCAGCGGAGCGAGAGGCCGGAGCCUCCACCGGCUGAGGGAGUCGGAGCAGCCUCACUGCAGGCACAGGGCACACGGGAAGAAGCAGGAGCCGAUGGAGACGCUGGUGCCAGCAGAGCUGCCCCGUAUCAGGAACAUGGAGAUCAGGGUGGUGAAAUUCUCCACAAAAGGUGCCGGGAAGCCGUGGAAAACAUCGAGGGCAGGAAUUCCCAGCUCCUUCACAAGCUGCAAAAACUGGAGCAGGAAUGCGAGGGUUUGGUUGAGCGCAAUGAGGAGCUGGAAUCAAUUCUGGGAGAGACACAGAUCCAAACCAAGCAAGAGAAGGAACAGCUGGAGAGCGAGGUGGAGGGACUGCACCAGAAAAUCACCAGUUUGGAGACAGAGUUGCUUGAGGUGCAGAAGAACAAAAGUGAGAUGAACGGGAACGAGCAGGUGGCGUCUGGAGCCCAGGAGAUGCAGGAGAUGUUGGAAAGCUGUCAGGAAACCAUAGACAAAUUGGGAAGUCAGCUGGGAGAGAGGAGAGAACGGAGAAAGCAACUGGCAUCUGAGCUGGAGUUGCUGCGGGAAGAUCUGAAGGCCGAGAAGGUGGUUCUGGGCAGCCAGGGGUUGCCUGACUCCCACUCUGAGCUCUCAAGCCACAGAAACACCUUCCCGAGUCUCCAGAGAACAUCAGCCAGCAGGGAUCUUGUGGAUGUCUCCCAUGAGAAGCUACACAAAGACAGUGCUUUGUUAGAUCCAGAGGCCUCUGAAAUCCUGCAAGACAGAGAACAGAGUCCCAAAGUGGAGCAGAAACAGGAAGAUCCCUGUGCAGAUGCAAAGACCUAUGAGGAACAGAUGGCUAAAGUAGUGUUUUUGGAAGAACAGAUCAAAAACCUGAGGGAAGAACAAGAACUGCUCUGCUCUGAAUUACUAGAGAGCAACAAGAAGAAGGAGGAACUGGAAAAGCAGCUCAAAGAGAGCAAUGAAGAGAAACGAAUGUUGCUGGAAGAAAUUGCCCAGCUCAAAUGUGACAUCCGGAGUGCCCGGGAGCAGGGCCCCAGCGGAGACAUGAGGAGGAUGAUCCCAGGCUUGGAGCAGAGGGAAAACAGGUUUCUCCCAUGGCAGAACUCGGCAGGCAGUUUAGAGGGGAGCCUUAAACAGGGUCUGUCCGAGGAGAGGUUCCAGCAGCAGGAGGAGAAGCUGCAGCAGCUGCGCCAAGAUCUGCGGCGGGUGCAGAACUUGUGCAGCUCCGCCGAGAGGGAGCUCAGGUAUGAGAGGGAGAAGAAUGCUGACCUCCAGAGGCAAAAUCUGCUGCUCCAGCAGGAAUGCACCAAGGUCAAAGCCGAGCUGAAGCAGGCCCGGGCCAAACUCUCAGACACCACAGAAACAUGUUCCUCCCUCUCAGCACAGUGGGAGAGGAGCCAGCAGAAGGUCAAGGAGCUGGAACUGGAGCUCUCCAAGUGCUCCCAGGCUGACAAGCUCCAGAGCAGCCUCCAGGAGAGGCUGGCCCAGGAGAAAUCCAGAGCAGGAGAAGCACAAAAGAAGAUCGCAAAACUCCAGCAAAAGCUGAAGGAUUCCCAGCACCAGCUGCUGCUGGCAGAGGCCCGUGUUUCUGAUAAGAAGCUUCUGGAGGAGGACCUGAAGGAAGCUCGGGAAAAUGAAGCUCGAGUGCAGCAGGAACUUCAUGAGGAGCAGCUGAAAAGGAGGCUGCUGGAGCAGCAGGUGGAGGAGCUGCGGCAGCAGCUCCGGCAUUCCCGGGAGACAGAGGCAUCGCUGGCCAAGAUGCAUGUGGAGCUCCAGGCCAAGACCCUGCACGUCCUGGAGGAUGAGAAGAAGCUGGAUGCUGAUGAGCAUGUGCAGUGCCAGAAGGAGAACCAGAAGCUCUCGGAGCAGCUGGCACUCCUGAAGGAGGAGAACAAAGCCCUGUAUGAGGAAGGUGUCCGGCUCCUGAACCAGAAGGAUCUCUAUGUCAGGAAAUACAACGAGAUGCAGCUCCGGCACAAGGGCAAGAUCCGCAGGGCCAAGGAGACCUUCAUCCACGAGGUGAAACAGAGGGACAGCAGGAUCAAACAGCUGGAAAAUGAGCUCAGUGAGUCGAAGCUCCAAGUGGAAAAGGGGAAGGUGCUGAUUGCCCAGAUCACUGCUGAGAAUGAGAAAUUACUCCAGGAGAGGCGACGGCUCCUACAAAGAAUAUCAGACCAGGAGGAGUCCCCUUUGAGCCUCCGGUCUGGGAUUCCUUCCCUGCAGAGCAGAGGGAAGAUCCUGGAGGAGGAGAAUGUUCGGCUGCAUGACAAGCUCCAGCUCUCCAGCCAUGUGGCCACCUCCCAGCACCUUCUCAGGAGCAGCCCUGCUCCCAACACAGAGGGCUCGAAGAUCAUUCCUGGCUCUGAACGCCAACCACAGAGUAAGGUGUUGCCACCUCCUCGUGCCAGCUUCCCACCCCGAGAUCUCCCAGAGCUCCUCGGCGCCCUGAAGGCCCCGCAGAACGCAAAGCCUGAGGGAGAGGCUGAAAGCCAGGACUCUUCCUUCUGCCUGUCCCCCUCACAGCCUUCGGAGAUCGGGUACCUGAAUGUGGCCUCUCCUGGGGAUACCCCAGCCCCCACAGCCUCACCACUGCAGGAUGAGAGCCAGAGCCUUGGCUCCGAGAACUUCUGAGCUGGGAAUGUUGGUGCAGCCUUACCUGGACUGCAGGAUUUGGGCUCCUGGGGCAACGGGAUGACAGAGCCUGCAAAGAGAAUUGCCAAAUGGACUGACUCCAUGAUUUCUGGGAUAUAUUCCAACUAAAUGAUUCCACAGGUUUUUUUUUUUUUUCACUUGCCCACCUGUAAGUGUGUGUGUGAUCCCAGAUCCACUGGAGGCUGGAAUUUGUAUAUAAACUCAGUACAAUGGAAGAGGGGUGGGGUGAAGAGUAUCUUCCCUCAACCCUAAUUCUCUGUCCAGUCCAGUCCAAAUCUAUACAUUUUAUAAAUAAAACUUGGAGAAGUUCCCUUUCA